GGUACAGAGCAUGAUUGAUGUUCGAUGUCACAAUGCCCCGAAGCGCAAUCAAUAGAGUUCUGCUCGUGUGGAUCACCGCCAUUAUUUACUUAUUCGGUAUCAUCCUCGCCAAACCAGUUCAAUACUGCAAAUUUGGAUACAAGGGGAAGGAAGAACAUGGCGACGUGGACUUUUGCAUGGCCGUCGCCAUGCACGAGAAUCGAUCUUCGAAUGCCUACGAUAUGUACCUGUCCAUGACCGUCACACGGGGAUCGGAUCUUGGUUGGACUGCGGUCGGGACAGGCUCCGUAAUGGCCGGCUCGUUGAUGACUAUAGUCUAUGGCGAACCUCUUACUGGAGAGCCUCCGGUUGUCAGCAUACGGACCGCAGCUGCACAUCACCAGCCUAAACGGAUAACCCAAGAGCAAGCGGGUGGUGCAGAGGUUCGGGUUCUCCAGGCAGAAUGGCGGGCUAUUGAUGAAGAUCGCACGCUUGCCACGCUAUCAUCUUCUUCAUACGCGUAUGUCGCCGAAGUGAGUCUCGUCUGCUAUUCUUGUAAUCUGUGGCCGACAAAAGGGAGAGGUAGCAGUAAGAUUUCUGCAACAGCAACGUCCCUCCCUUGGAUUUGGGCAUGGAAUGAGGAUCAGGAGAUAUCAGCCCUCUCCGACGAUGCCCAUCUCAACGGACACAGACACCGCCGCGGAAAUGGUGGAUGGGGCGAAUUCUAUGUCGACAUGGCGCAGUCCCUUAGCACCGCUGAGAACCCUCCACCUGUCCCAGUGAUACGAUCUGGGGUUGGCACUCUAGGAACGUCCGAUACGCCCAUAGACAGGAGUAAAAAGUUUUCCCUGUUUAGCAGUGGGACUAUACAUGGCUUCCUGAUGGGAAUGGCAUUUCUCGUUGUCUUCCCAUUAGGAGUGCUAGCCAUGCGCUCGCAAUCCAGCAAGUCAUUCAAAUACCACUGGAUCAUUCAGCUCGUCGCCUCCCUCUGCACUGGCGUAGGAGCCAUUAUCGGUAUCAUUAUGAGCCGAGGGUCAUUUAACUCCCCUCACCAGGUAGCCGGACUGCUGGUAUCCGGUGUACUUGGCCUCCAAGCGUUUCUGGGGUGGAGACACCAUGUAAUUUUCCUACGGGUCAGACACCGAACCUGGAUCUCGCAUACCCACAUCUGGGCCGGAAGAUUGAUUAUGAUUGUGGGCUGGGCGAACUUUCUCAGCGGGAUGGUUUUUGUAGCAACUGGCCCGUUCUGGGUCAUCCUGGUGUCUGCGAUUAUUCUGGGAGAAAUUGUUGGUCUCACCUUCUGGGUUUGGACCUGUAAUAGGCGCAAAUCGCGCAAGGCCCCUCCUGAGGCGUCAGAACCAUGGCAAGGGGAGCGAGACGGGGAAUACUUCGCGGUAGGUGAAGAUGAGACGGAGAUGAACGACAUGGGUGAUCAUGACAAACAUGAGAGUAGCCCGUAUGACCCUAUACUUCCACGACGUUCGCAUUAAACUGGAGCUGUGGUAGGUUUGUCUAUGUGUCUGAUUGGGCGACAUGCUAUGAAAUACAAUGUUGCAAAGCAAAUAUUUCUAUACGAGAGACUCAAGAAUG
Aspergillus pseudonomiae is the source of this 1569-nucleotide messenger RNA. Its product is annotated as cytochrome and DOMON domain-containing protein. The coding region runs from base 18 to 1469 and encodes 483 amino acids. The record is from RefSeq and is a predicted model, not a curated record. The transcript has a single exon. NCBI's taxonomy places the organism in Eukaryota, Fungi, Ascomycota, Eurotiomycetes, Eurotiales, Aspergillaceae.